Messenger RNA from Myxocyprinus asiaticus (Chinese sucker), 4581 nucleotides. RefSeq names its product StAR-related lipid transfer (START) domain containing 7 (gene stard7). The coding region runs from base 573 to 1787 and encodes 404 amino acids. The record is from RefSeq and is a predicted model, not a curated record. The transcript is spliced from 8 exons. Gene Ontology annotation, molecular function: lipid binding. Lineage: Eukaryota; Metazoa; Chordata; Actinopteri; Cypriniformes; Catostomidae.
CUCCACUGAAGAGACGUGAGGACAUGAGGCUAACGCAUGACGAUAAAAAGUAAGAUUAACUUAAGGACAGAAAUACGGUAAUAAAUAUAUCCGUUGGGAAAUACUAAAAGUAUGAAGCACCGUUCAAGAUAUCAGAGUUAUUUUAGUUGAUUUCUUUACAGUUCGCGCGAGGUUGAUUGUCUGCGUUGCUCACUGCGUGGCUAGCUAGAUCUGUUAUUGCACUUGCUCGUAAAUGUUAAAUUAUCUGUUUAUCCAGUAAAAGAUUAUUAUAGUUUAGCAUAAUAUGAAAUGAAAAUACGAAAACGUUAUUAGAAUUUGUUUACUGUUGUGCAUUUCAUCUUUCCAUUAAAACAUCCAAAACAGUCGCUAAAUAUAUUGCAAGAUAAAAGCUCGUGCAUGUCAGCUUGACAUUGGGUUGCACUUGUUAUCUGAGCACUACUACCACAUGGGAACUCAUUUGUAUAGUAAAGCGUUGCUUUUUAGCUAAUUCAAGGGGCUUAAAACUGAAAGCAGCACUUCCCAAAGUCAAAUCUAUAUAUCAGAUUGCGCAAUAGUUGGUUCUAGAAACAAAGAUGUUCUCCUCCGUCCAGCAUCGCCCUGUAUGCAGCAUAGGUGCCAGAGCUGUUCGCCUGCAAAGCUUCAGCACUUAUAAACAAAGUAAUGUCACUGGUAAAAUGAUCAACAAAUCGUGGACUUUCUCUUGGAUGGGGCAGCGCGUGGGUCUGCUGCUGUCAUGGCUCCAGAAAGCAGGAAGAGAAACAAACAAACUAGCCUCUGUCAAGAAGAAAGAGAGACUGCUGUCUAUAUUCGCCAACCACUGUAGUUUUGUGACCGGUCAGAGGUUGAGAAGGGCUUUUCAGAUUGGGGAGUUGUAUUCAAACCUGUACUCCGAGAGAACCAGGUGGACACUGGUGGGCAGCAUAUGGCGGCGGCUGCAGAGCAAACAUGCCCCCACUGGAAAACUCAUAGCAGCACUGGCUGGAGUCUUCAUGUGGGAGGAUGAGAAGAUCCAAGAUGAUGAGCUGAAGAGGUGUGCGUGGGAGCUGCAUGCGUUGGAAGCUGUGAGAAACCAGAGAGGAACCUCAAAGACUGCUGUGGUUGUGGAUCCAGUAUGGGAGGUGGUCAUGGAAAAGAAAAACUUCAGAGUGUGGAGGAGACCGAUCCAGGGUAGCCAUCUGUUUGAGUACAGAGUGUUUGGUUCAUACACAGAUGUCACCCCCCGGCAAUUCUUCAAUGUUCAGUUGGACACGGAGUACAGGAAGAAGUGGGAUGCGCUGGUUAUUAAAUUGGAAGUAGUGGACAGGGAUGUCAACACGGGCACCGAGGUCGUUCAUUGGGCAACACAUUUUCCAUAUCCUAUGUACUCCAGAGACUACGUCUAUGUGCGCCGUUAUCACGUUGAUAUGGAGAACAACUUGAUGAUCUUAGUCUCCAGAGCUGUUAAACACCCCAGUAUCCCAGAGACCCAGGAAUUUGUCAGAGUUCACUCCUACCAGUCUAAGAUGGUCAUCCGCCCACAUCGAUCAUUUGAUGAGAAUGGCUUUGACUACCUGCUGACUUACAGUGAUGACCCUCAGACAGUCUUCCCUCGCUACUGCGUCAGCUGGAUGGUGUCGAGUGGCAUGCCAGACUUCCUGGAGAAGCUUCACACAGCUGCUCUCAGAGCUAAAAACAUGGACGUAGGUGUCCAGGACUACGUCAGCAUCGUCAAACCUACCCAGUCCACCCAAGAACGGCUAGGAGCUGACAACCCUCACACCAGAGGCCCAAGUCAGAUUUACGCCUGAGCGUGUGGCCACAAGGAAUAGUGGAGGGCUUGAAGUAAUGUUUUAACAUGAACCUAAACAGAAAGCUUUUGCUUAUGUGGGCAUUCACAGAGGCCACAAAGAAAUGUGAAAAAUUAUCUCCCUAAAACAAUUAAUGGGACUGUGCUGGACAUCUCAGCUGUUUGUUGUGUAAUUUUGGGCCAUUUGACCACACCUGCAUUAAAUGUGGUUACAUUUUGUGCUGUUUUGUUGCUUCCUCUUUCUGUGGAGUGCAUCUAAUGCAAACUGCUGAGAUGAGACGAAGUUACACCGAUAACCGUCAAUGCUCCUUCCAAAGCAGUAUUUUCCUCCACAUUUCUUUUAUCUUAGGCCAUGAGAUCAUCAGAAUCAAGCAUGGUGUUGAGCUACUAAAACCGAGAUGUUAGGAAAAAACAUUAACAUGCCCCUCCAGCUUGAAGUUGCUUGUACACAAAGCCAUGUUUUUUUCUUUGUGGUUCUCCUUUGUGACGUUCUGCCCUUGGCAGCACCAGACUUGAUCACUGUUGCCAUCAUUUACUUUGCAUUAGUGUGUGUGUGUGUGUGUGUGUGAAUGUUCACUGACAGAAAACCCAAAGAGCCUUCACAGGAUAACCGAUACCUCCCCCGGAGACAAAAGAGAUGUGUCUUAUACCAACCACAACAUCCUCACCAAUAGGCUCACCUUCCUGCUGUGCUGUAGAGGACUGUUUGAAAUCUCAAUAAACAACUUUUCUGCUCUGAACUCUAGAAAAUGUCUGCUAAACCAUUGCAUUUUGUGGGUCAGCGAUGCCAACGGACUCAAUGUCGAGAAAGUGGAAGAGGUGCAGUUUUGUCGGAAUACAAAUUCGCUUCAAGACAAAGAUUUUGUGCAAGUGCAAAAACAUUUUUGGGGGAUUUUUGUUUCUGGGAAUUCACUGUAGUGUGUGUGUGUGUUUGAUCUAUGUUAUACACAUUUAUACUUUCAAAAAUGUAAGAAAAAAACUUGUUAAAUAGUGAAGUGGUUCAGUCAAACAAAUUAAUUUGCUUAUUAAUGUAGAUUAUGCAUAAUUUGAAUCAUUACAUUUUGACUUCUUAAAUUGCAGACAUAAAUCAAAUUGCGUAUUAUGCAGUUUUGCUCUCCGUCCCAUUGUUUGACCCUUUUUCACACUGAUGUCUGUCAUAACACGCCAGUGAAAUUACAGUUACGAGAACAGAAUUUUGAAUCAAGGUUUUGUAAAUCAUCUGUGGCAAUUCAAAGGUACACGGCAAUUAUUUUUUUUUUUUUUUUUUUUUUUUUUUUGUCAUCUUAUGUCUGCUGAAGAGCAUUUAGAAGACUGUUGCUUUAGUCUAUUGAAUACCAAGGUCAGAUUUUAUUUUCUUGUAUAAUUAUUUUAUAACAUCCGCAUGACUUUUGUGUAAAUGAGGUAAUCGCUUAAAAAUGGCAUGACACUUUUCUUGCAACAUGCAGCACAGGAAAUGAUUGUAUAAUACAUUAGAGCUGUUCCUGAACAGUUUAUUAAUGAAAGUUGCAGUUGAAUAGGAAUAAGUUGGAAAGGAAUUACGAGUUGUACUUAGAAAUGGUCCCCAAGAACAUUCAGGUGACUCAUUAUGACACAGAUUGUUCAUUAUUAGGAACCAUAAUCAUGUCUGAAUUUUCCAUAUUCCCAACCAUUCAUGUUUUCAAUAUCUGCUCUUUACCAAAGGCAUAGGUAAACAUCAGCAUCAUAUUCACCCUUUAUGUCGUUUAUGUGAAAUCAUAAUUUACUCCCUUGUUUUCAGUAUAAUUUUCUUAUAUCUUUAAUUUGUGUCAAAAUCCCAUUGUCACUCCUUUGGGUUUUGUAAUGUUCAGACAGUGGCCUAAAAAAAUGUUUUUGUAUGUUCAGAAUGUAGAUAACACUGCCCUGUUUACAUCCCAGUCCAUUUAAGUCCAAGAAAAUUACAGCAAAAAUACUCUUUUGUAACAAUUUUUGUUGUUUUAUCGAAGACAAUCAGUUGUUAAUGAUUUCAGUGGCAUUUAGUGUUUUCUAAAUUUUGUUGACUGUUUAAAAAACAAUUGUUCACAAUGAUCAGUCAAAAGGUACAUCUUUUUGUUAAUUUCUACUAAUCUUUUAGUUUGUUAAAACGAAAAAAAAAAAAAAAGGUUUUCAGAAAUGCACUUAAAACGGAAGUCUAUGGGGCAAGUGCUUGUUGGGUCGCUUGAGGUGAAAUUAUUUUCUGUAGUAAUAGAGCUUCACUUGCUCUUUAACAUGGUAUAAAUGCAGUUGCAAAUACAAAUUACCAAACUUCCUGUUGCAGGAAUUGUUCCCAUUGUCAUAUUUAUCUUAAUUCUAUAUCUCAGUAAAGGGUUUUAAUGGGAGCAAUUUCAUUUUGCAUGCAUAUUGAAGAGCCAAUUCUGCAGUGUUUUCCCAUAUGCAAAAUAUAACAGUAUUAGAUUAUUCCCAGGAGAAUGACAUGACUGUUUUAUGGCAUGUCUGCCCAUCCUGAGGUCAUCUGAUGCAUUCUACUUGACGUUCGUCUAAAUGACAUACUGAAAUCUGAGAUAUUUCCACAUAUUCAUAAGACUGCAGCUCUGUGAAGUACUCAGCUUUUGAAUUGAAAGUAUCUGAUGCCGUAACAAAACAUGACUCGAUUGAAUGCAUUCUAUAGCAUUUUUUACAUUUCUACUAUCUAAGGUGUUCUUCUAUAAUUUCAGUUUGAUUAGUUUAUGAAUGAAUAAGUAGUAUAGAUGAAAUCAGGAGCAUGGCAAUUUCAUUUUUGGUCUAAUGUGAAAAUAAGCAUUGUAAUUAAUUCAUUGGUGACAAUAAAUAAUUAAAAGUAA